AUGCCGUGCGCGAUCGCGCGCGCGCGCGCGACGCCCGCGCGCGCGAAGCGGGGCGCGAUCGAUCGUCCGCGCGGCGACGCGCCGUCGGCGGCGCGAUCGGUCGUUCGAGCGCGUCGCGCUCGCGUGAAGACGCGCGCGGUGCGCGCGCCCGCGGGGACGAAGACCAUCGAACGGUUCUUCCGUCGACCGUUCAUCUCGGACGAGGCGUGCGCGACGCUGGUGAAGAAGGUGAACGCGCGACUGGGGCGCGAAGCCGUCGAGCGCGCGACGAGCGAGCAGUGCUUCAACGCCGAGUGUGUGGGCGGUCUGAGUGACGCGGCGCGAGAGACGAUGACGUGGUUGUUGCGCGAGACGUACGAGCCGGAGCUGUUCGGGGAGACGAGCGCGUUGGUGCACGAAGACGCGAGUCCGGUGAUCGAGGUUGGACCGCGGUUGGCGUUUCAGAGCGCGUGGUCCACGAACGCGGUGAGCGUGUGCAAGUCGUGUGGGUUGGAGAACGUCACGAGACUUGAACGAAGCCGAAGGUUUAAGCUGUACGCGAAGGACGGGACGACGAUCGAUGAAGAAGUUCGACGGGCGUUCGCGGAGGCGGUGCACGACCGCAUGACGGAGUGCGUGUACGACGAACCGCUCAAGACUUUCGAGCUCAAUGUGACGCCGGAGCAGGUGUACACCGUUCCGAUCACCACCGAAGGUCGCGCCGCGCUUGAGCGCGUGGAUAAGGAGAUGGGCCUGGCGUUUGACGACCAGGACUUCGACUUUUACAUGCGCCUGUUUUGCGACGAAAUCGGUCGCGAUCCGACCAACGUCGAGCUCUUCGACAUGGCGCAGAGCAACUCGGAGCACUCUCGGCACUGGUUCUUCGCGGGUGAGCUCACCGUGGACGGCGUUAAGAUCGAGAAGUCUCUGUUCAAGAUGGUAAAAGAGACCAUCGAGGGCGAUCGAGCGCACAACAGCGUGAUCCAGUUCAAGGACAACUCCUCCGCCAUUCGCGGCUUUGUGAACACGCCGCUGCGACCGGCCAAGGCGGGCGAACCGUCGGCCAUGGUCAAGAAGGAGGUUGACCUCGAUCUUCUUCUCACUGCGGAGACGCACAACUUCCCUUCGGGCGUCGCGCCGUACCCGGGUGCAGAGACCGGUACGGGCGGUCGCAUUCGCGACACGCACGCCACCGGUAGCGGCUCCACCCUUGUCGCUGGUACCGCCGGCUACAUGACUGGUAACCUGCGCUUGGACGGGAAGGUGCUUCCGCACGAAGACAUGGAUGCGAAGUAUCCAUCCAACCUCGCCUCGCCGUUGCAAAUCAUGAUUGACGCGUCCAACGGCGCGUCCGAUUACGGCAACAAGUUUGGCGAGCCGGUCAUCGCGGGUUUCUGCCGAACCUUCGGUCAGCGCAUGCCAAACGGCGAGCGACGGGAGUACAUCAAACCGAUCAUGUUCUCCGCCGGUUUCGGGCAGAUCGAUCACACCAAUCUGGAGAAGCAGGAGGGUGACAUUGGCAUGCUCGUAGUCAAGAUCGGCGGUCCCGCGUACCGCAUCGGUAUGGGUGGUGGCGCCGCGUCGUCCAAGGCUGGCGGUGAAGACGAGGCGAACGCGAGCUUAGAUUUCAAUGCCGUGCAGCGUGGUGACGCGGAGAUGUCGAACAAGCUCAACCGUGUGGUCAAGGCGUGCGUCGAACUUAUGGGCGAGAAUCCGAUUUUGAGCAUUCACGACCAAGGCGCUGGUGGUAACUGCAACGUCUGCAAAGAACUCAUCUACCCCAAGGGUGGAGAGGUGAACAUUCGCGAAGUCAAGCUCGGUGAUAACACGAUGAGUGUGCUCGAGAUCUGGGGUGCGGAGUACCAAGAAAACUCUGCUAUGUUAAUCAAGCCCGAGUCUCUUCCGAUCAUUGAGAAGAUUUGCGCGCGAGAGCGCUGCUUGUUCUCCGUACUCGGUAGCGUCACCGGCAGCGGUCGCAUUACAGUUAUCGAUCCCGAAGCUCCCCCGGGGACUCCGACGCCGGAAGAUCUCGAUCUCGAGGCUGUGUUGGGUGACGUGCCGAAGAAGAAGUACGACCUCAAGCGCGACAAACCGCUCAACUCCAAGUUCGAUAUGAUGGCUGACGAAACGAUCGCGUCUAUGCUCGAUCGCGUGCUUCUCCUGCCGUCGGUUUGCUCGAAACGUUUCUUGACGACUAAGGUCGAUCGCUCCGUGACUGGUUUGGUCGCCCAACAGCAAUGCGUCGGUCCGCUUCAGGUGCCUCUCUCUGACGUCGCCGUGAUUUCGCAAACACACUUCGAUACCAAGGGCGGCGCGACCGCCAUCGGUGAAGCACCGCUCAAGGGGUUGGUAAACCCGCGAUCGAUGGCGCGCAUGUCGCUCGGUGAGUCUCUCACAAACAUGGUCUUUGCCAACACGCAAGGGAUGGACUACAUCAAAUACUCGGGUAACUGGAUGUACGCCGCGAAGUUGGGCGGCGACGGUGCGCACAUGUACGACGCGUGCGAAGCCUUGUGCCAGUCCAUGAAGGAGCUCGGGGUCGCCAUUGAUGGUGGCAAGGACUCCUUGUCUAUGGCUGCCAAGGCUGGCGGCGAAGUCGUGAAGACGCCGGGUACUCUUGUCAUGUCUGGCUACGUUGGGUGCCCGGAUAUCACCAAGACGGUGACGCCAGAUUUGAAGCUUCCGGGCACGGGUAAGCUCGUUCUCGUCGAAUUCGGUAGCAAGGAAGGUAAACGUCGCGUUGGGGGUUCUGCACUGGCGCAGGCGUACGCCCAAGUCGGCGACGAGAGCCCGGACAUGGACGAUACCUCAUACUUCAGAGAGGCGUGGAGCGCCACGCAAAAGCUCGUUGAUGAACGCAAGAUUAGUGCGGGUCACGACGUUUCGGACGGUGGUUUCAUAACAGCCGUUCUCGAGAUGGCGUUCCCGUCGACGACCGCGGGCGUUGAGGUAACUCUUCCAGGAGACGACGCAAUGUCGGCGUGCUUUGCCGAGGAGCUCGCCAUCGUCCUCGAAGUCGCCCCUGAAAAUGAAGCGGCCGUCAUGAGUGCCUACGCCUCCGUGGGUGUCACCGCUCGCGCGAUCGGCAAGGUCACCAACGACGGUAAGUGUACAGUGUCUGCCGCGGGUUCCGAGUGCGUGAGCGACUCAACCGCAAACAUUCGCGACAAGUGGGAGGAAAUGAGCUUUGAGCUCGAAAAGCUCCAAGCGUCGAACGCCACCGUUGCCUUGGAGAAGGAGGGCCUCAGAUCGCGCAAGGCGCCAACGUGGAAACUGACGUACAAGCCGACCCUGACGCCGCCGGAGAUCAUGAGUGCGGCGGAUAAGGUCAAGGUGGCCAUCGUUCGCGAGGAGGGUUCGAACGGCGACCGCGAAAUGGCUGCGGCCAUCACGGCUGCGGGCAUGGAGGCGUGGGAUGUCACCAUGAGCGAUCUCCUCAGCGGUCGCGCCAACCUGAGCGCGUUCCAAGGUAUCGUCUUCGUAGGAGGCUUCUCGUACGCUGACGUUCUCGACAGCGCCAAGGGAUGGGCGGGAGGUAUCCGCUACAACGCAUCUCUGAAGCAACAGUUCCAGGACUUUUACGACAGGCCGAAUACGUUCUCUCUCGGUAUUUGCAACGGCUGCCAGCUCAUGGCGCUCUUAGGUUUUAUCCCGUCUGAAGGUGGCGUUGGUGCGCUUCCGGACUCCAAGCAGCCACGCUUCAUCCACAACGACAGUGGUCGCUUUGAGUCGCGAUGGACGACUGUGGGCAUUGAUGAGAACACGCCGGCGAUGAUGUUGAAGGGCAUGGGUGGUUCCCGCAUGGGUGUUUGGUGCGCCCACGGAGAGGGCAAGGUGAAGUUCCCCGAUGAAAGCAUGUUACCGGAUGUGUUGAAGAACGGUCAGGCGGCCGUACGCUACGUCGACGCGGACGGCGCGCCGACGCAACAGUACCCGCUCAACCCGAACGGUUCGCCGCACGGCAUCGCCGGUUUGUGCUCGAAGGAUGGACGCCACUUGGCGAUGAUGCCUCACCCCGAGCGCGCCUUCAUCGGCUGGCAAGUUCCGUGGGCGCCGAGCGACGCGGGUAUCGACCCGUACGGACCGGGCCCGUGGCUCCAAAUGUUCCAAAACGCGCAACGUUGGGCCUCGUCGCACAAGUAA
Molecule: messenger RNA, 4122 nt
Organism: Ostreococcus tauri
Lineage: Eukaryota; Viridiplantae; Chlorophyta; Mamiellophyceae; Mamiellales; Bathycoccaceae
Product: Glutamine amidotransferase
Exons: 1
Coding region: 1-4122 (1373 amino acids)
Biological process (GO): 'de novo' IMP biosynthetic process
Molecular function (GO): phosphoribosylformylglycinamidine synthase activity
Source: RefSeq, a predicted model, not a curated record